UUCAACGGAUUCUCCGCAGUGCUGAAAGAGCAGAGUGAAGAACAGAAGGAGAAGGAGGAGGAGUGAAAGAGGGGGAGAAAAGAGAGGAGAAGAGGGGAGGUACGGGGAAACACGGAAAAAGAGACAGUGUGUGUGUGUGUGUGUGUGUGUGCGGCGCGAGCAGGAAAGAGGGAGGGAGAGAGAGAGAGAAAGAGAGAUAAGGGGAAAACUGCACAUUUGGUGCCAGGCUUCCCAGUGCGCACAGAUCUGUCGUCGGCUGCACCGUCCGACCAGCUCUCCGCUCUGCAGGAUGAGUUCGUUCAGUACGAGGGCUCUGACGUUGCUCUCGUCCAUCUUCGGGGCUUGCGGCUUGCUGUUGGUGGGCGUCGCCGUGUCAACAGACUACUGGUUGCUGAUGGAGGAGGGCAUCGUCCUGCAGCAGAACCAGACCACCGAGGUCAAGAUGGCUCUACACUCCGGCCUCUGGAGGGUCUGCUUCGUGGCCGGACCCGAGAAGGGCAGAUGUGUGGCGUCAGAGUAUUUCACCGAGCCAGAGAUAGAGAUCACGACAGAAAACACAGCCAACAUACUCAAAAUGGUCCGAACUGCCACUCCCUUCCCCAUGGUCUCCCUGCUCUUCGUCUUCACCGCCUUCGUCAUCAGCAACAUUGGACACAUCCGGCCGCAGCGCACCAUCCUCGCCUUUGUUUCUGGAAUAUUCUUCAUACUGUCAGGUCUCAGUCUGGUGGUCGGUCUGGUCUUGUAUAUCUCCAGUAUUAAUGACGAGGUGAUGAACCGACCCAGAGAGCCAGAGCAGUUCUUCCACUACCACUACGGCUGGUCCUUCGCCUUUGCCGCCUCCUCCUUCCUGCUCAAAGAGGGUGCAGGAGUUAUGUCCGUCUACCUCUUCAUGAAGCGUUAUGCUGAGGAGGAGCUGUACAGACCUCACCCCGCCCUCUACCGCCCCCGCAUGUCCGAAUGCAGCGAUUACAGCGGCCAGUUCCUCCACCCAGACUCCUGGCCUCCACCACAGCGAGGCCGCAGCCCCUCUGACGUCUCCUCCGACAUCUCCAUCCAGCUCAACCAGACUCCACCUUCCCAGACGCAACCCAAAGGGGGCAGCAGCUCCCAGCCGACGCCCUCUUCCUCUGGGCCUUCAUCGGCGGCCAGCUACCAGCUCCAGCCGGCCUCCUCUUCCUCCACCUCCUCCUCUUACCCACACCCCCUCCACAUGGCCGCCACCUCCACCCUACCCAGAGCAUCCCACGCCCACGGCCACCCUCAGCCCCACCCCCACCCCCACCCCCACCCGAGCGGGCCCCCGCCCCAGUCCCUGACCAUGGGUGUGCCACCCUCAGCCGUGCCUCCUCCUCGCUAUCACACGCACAUGCGAAUGAGCGCCUCGCCAUGCUAGGCUACAUACGCAGGGAAGGGGAGGGAAAACACAACUGGGUGGAUUAGAUUGGCUCUGUUACAGCUCUUACACACCUCAAGAAAAGACACACACACACACACACGCACACACACACACACACACACACUCACUCACACACACAUCCUGUAUCCUCGAGGUGUGGGGGAGGAGGGAUGCAGCAGAGUGGAUGAAGGAGGGAGGUUUAAGGAGAUCAAAAAGAGGAGAGAGGAGGAACGAAAAGAGGGGAGAGAGGCAGAUGGGCGGAGGGAUGACUCACCCGAGACCAAGAGAGACACUUAACAAACUUUGAACGCGCUGGGAGGGAACACGGGAGGGAUACGAUGAUUAGAAGCAACAAGACGUUUGUGGGGUUUCUGACGGGUACAUUCAUCAUCGGGGCUGUGACACACAGGCAACAGGGUGAAGCAGCACAGGAAACAGGAAGCUGAAUCAUUUCCAAAACUCUGUCCAUUCUCAAAAAGAACAACUAAGUGAAACCACGUAUCUGGCUAUAAAUGUAUUACCCUUUCAUCAAACGAGGACUAAAUAUACCUGCUUAGAAAAGACUUAGAUUUAGAUUUAGAUGUAAUUCCAUGGACAUGGUUGGGAAGGUUAAUUCAUUACAUCUUCAUUACUUCUGAUUACUCUCUAAAUAAGAGCAACCCCUAUAAAACACUGUUGUUACUAGGGCUUAAAUGUGAUAUGAGUUCUAAAGUAACAGAACACCAAACCUUUUUUAUUUAGAAUCACAGCACUGUACUGCACCAAUGAUAACAGCGACCCACAUCAGUACAGAUGUUAAAGGGGACAUAUCAUGCUCAUUUUCAGAUUCAUACUUGUAAUUUUGAUUUCUACUAAAACAUGUUUACAUACUUGAAUGUUCAAAAAACACAUUAUUUUUCUCAUACUGUCUGUCUG
Molecule: messenger RNA, 2311 nt
Organism: Sebastes umbrosus (honeycomb rockfish)
Lineage: Eukaryota; Metazoa; Chordata; Actinopteri; Perciformes; Sebastidae
Gene: cacng7a
Product: calcium channel, voltage-dependent, gamma subunit 7a
Biological process (GO): positive regulation of synaptic transmission, glutamatergic; regulation of AMPA receptor activity; postsynaptic neurotransmitter receptor diffusion trapping
Cellular component (GO): AMPA glutamate receptor complex; postsynaptic density membrane
Molecular function (GO): channel regulator activity; voltage-gated calcium channel activity
Source: RefSeq, a predicted model, not a curated record